Messenger RNA from Saccostrea echinata, 3930 nucleotides. RefSeq names its product transducin beta-like protein 3. Gene Ontology annotation, cellular component: small-subunit processome; 90S preribosome; nucleolus. Bases 62 to 3238 code for a protein of 1058 amino acids. The record is from RefSeq and is a predicted model, not a curated record. Gene Ontology annotation, biological process: endonucleolytic cleavage in 5'-ETS of tricistronic rRNA transcript (SSU-rRNA, 5.8S rRNA, LSU-rRNA); endonucleolytic cleavage to generate mature 5'-end of SSU-rRNA from (SSU-rRNA, 5.8S rRNA, LSU-rRNA). Gene Ontology annotation, molecular function: protein binding; U3 snoRNA binding. The transcript is spliced from 24 exons. Lineage: Eukaryota; Metazoa; Mollusca; Bivalvia; Ostreida; Ostreidae.
AACUUCCGGUGCACGUGUUUACCAUAAUCAUGAUGUUCAUCAAGUGACAACAACUAAAACUAUGACACAGCUGAAAGAAAAUUUUGCUGUAGAAACAAAGCAUGAGCCAUUUUUCACAGGAGGAAAAAUUUAUAUUUCUAACAAUGGCACAUACAUGUUUUGUGGAUGUGGGAACAAGAUUCACAUAUUGGAGGUAGAAUCAGGCCAAACCAAAUUCACAUUAUCUCAGGAAGAAGAUGAAGAAAUAACCCAUUUCUGUCUAUCUCCAAAUAAUGAGUAUAUAGUUGUAGCCACAAAACACCUGGUUUUGAGACAGUGGAACUGGAAAGAUCAGGUCCUGGUCAGGUCAUGGAAGGCUAUUCAUAUAUCCGCUGUCCUGGCAAUGGACUUUGACAUGUCCUCCACCUUGUUAGCAACAGGAAGCUCUGACACUACCAUUAAACUGUGGGACAUUGACAAGCAAUACUGUACACACAACCUCAAAGGUCAUACUGGGGUCAUAAGCAUGGUGAAAUUUCACCCAGACAAUGAAAAACUACAGCUGUUUUCUGCUGCUGAUGAUUACAAGGUCAAGGUUUGGGAUCUAAGGACAAGCAAAUGUCUGGUGACUGUGGAGGCCCACUUCAGUGUUGUCACAAGCAUGGUCUUCUCACCAGAUGGAACCACAAUGUACAGUGGAGGCAGGGAUCGCAUUAUUUCUGUUUGGAAUUUAGAGGAACUGAAAGUCAUCAAGGCUAUACCUGUGUUUGAGAGUGUUGAGGCAGUAAUCUUGCUGCCCCCAGACCGGGAAUUCCCUGACCUUGAAGUCACCGACUCAGGAGUUCCACACAUUAUAACAGCUGGCAGUAAAGGGACUUUGCGAGUUUGGAAUAUUGAAAAAUCCAAGUGUGUACAUGUAAGGAAGGAACUGAUUGGUCGAGCUGUGAACAAUGACCAGGAUGAUCAGAACAUUACUCAGGCACUGUACAGUGAUGCAUUACAGAGUGUUGCCGUAGUUACUUUUGACAACAAUAUCACAUUGUGUAGCCUGGAGGAUCUGUCUGUCAAGAAACAGUUUUGUGGUAACACAGACCAGGUAUUGGAUGUCCAGUUUUUAGGAGCAAAGGAUACUCACCUGGCAGUGGCCACAAACAGCGAGCACUUGAAGGUGUUUGAGAUUUCCUCCUGGAAUUGUCAGCUUUGUUCAGGGCACACGGACAUCAUAUUGGGAGUCACUGUCAACAAGAAGAAAAACUUGCUGGCGACAUGUUCCAAGGAUAAUACAGUGAGGGUGUGGAGAUUUGACCCAGAAUCCGGACAUGUCACCUGUAUUGGGGUGGGCCAUGGUCACACACAUAUUGUGAGCACUGUAGCAAUGGCAAGUGUAUCAGCUGGCUGGAUCGUAAGUGGAGGACAAGAUUUUACCCUGAAGAAAUGGAAGCUGCCCCAGUCACUGGAGGGGUCCUGUACUGAUCUGAGGUGUACUCAUACAGAAAGAGUCCAUGAAAAAGAUAUAAACUGUGUGGUGGUGUCCCCUAACGACAGAUACAUAGCAACAGGGUCACAUGACAGAACAGCCAAGCUGUGGGAUGCUGAAUCCUUUGCUCUAGUCGGCGUAAUGAGAGGCCACAAAAGAGGAAUUUGGUGUGUCCAGUUUUCACCUGUAGACCAGUGCAUUGCCACUUCUUCAGGAGAUGGAACCAUUAAAAUCUGGUCUAUACAGGGCUUAGAAUGUGUUAAGACCUUUGAAGGACACGACAGUGCAGUGCUGAGAGUGACCUUCAUCAACAGAGGAAUGCAACUUCUCUCUUGUGGCUCUGAUGGCCUUAUGAAGAUCUGGGUGAUAAAAACCAGUACCUGUGUCUCAACAAUGGAUGAACAUGAGGAUAAAAUCUGGUCCAUUACUGUCAAUAAAGAGGAGGAUCACGUAGUAACAGGGGGAGCGGACUCCAGUAUUAUACUAUGGAAAGAUGUAACUGGAGAAGAGGUGCAGAAGAAACAAACAGAGAGAGAGGAAUUUAUACUUAAAGAGCAAGAGUUGAGUAAUUUGCUCCAUCAGAAGAAGUACUUGAAGGCUAUAGGUCUGGCGAUCACCCUAGAACAACCCUUUAGAGUUCUCAGUAUUAUUAAAGAAAUUCUUUAUAAUCCUAAUGGAAAAACAGAACUGGAGACAACUCUUCAAAAACUGAGGCUUGAUCAAAUAGAUUCGGUUUUGCGGUUUGCCAGUGAAUGGAAUACAAACAGCAGACAUUGUCAUGAGGCUCAGUUUGUCCUCCAUACAGUCCUGAGGACAUACCCUCCAGAGGAAAUCCUCAAGUUUUCUAACAUCAAGUCUACCAUGGAAGCUCUCAUACCAUACACAGAGCGCCACUUCCAGAGGAUGAACCGCCUAUUACAACAGGCCAUGUUCCUCGAGUUUACCUGGGGAUGUAUGAGGAGGGCAACGGAAAAAGCAAGGCCAAUGGAGGAUUUAGAGCAUAUCACAUCAGAAGGACAAGAUUGUAUGCUGAUUACAGAGUCAGCAAAGAUACCAGAGGAGGAGAGGGGAGAUAAAUCAUCAUCAGAGAGUGAUUUAGAGAGUGAUAAAUCAGAUUCAGCAAAUUCAGAAGAGGAUUCAGAAGGAGAAUCCAUGGAGAAAAAAAUCAAGGAACAAGAGUCUAGUGAUUCAAACAGUUGUGAAUCUGACAUUGAGAAUACGACACCAUCAGCUCUGAUGAAUGAGCCACAAGAAACUGACAAGACAUCUGAGAAAAGGGAGGAGUCACAGGUGACAGACACAUCAUUACAGAAAAGGGAGAAGUCACAGGUGACAGGCACAUCAUUACAGAAAAGGGUGGAGUCAAAUACAGCUUCAUCAAGUGACUCCGAUUCGGAAAAUGAAUCUUCUGAAUCCAGUGUGGAUGUCCCUCCAGUUACAUCCAUUCAAACAACAGAGGGAGAUAGUAAUUUAGCACAAGAGACAUUCCAAGUCAACACGAGGUUGAGAAGAUCACAGCAGAUACUGGUAAAUAGUGCAAAACAGAACACAACAAUAAAAGAAGUCCAGCAAACCAUGAGGGUCAAAUCAAGUAGGAAGAGGUCACAGCAGGUGGAGCGUGACGAAGAGGAACAGAUGGAAACUAGACAGAAAUAUGUGAAGAAACCAGAGAGGGGACAGAGAACCAGUCAAACUGUGAAACCUGAACUUGUAACAAACAGUGCCAAAAAGUUAAAACAACCACUCACAAGGUCCAAAUUACUAAAACAAAAAGGGAGAUAACUGAGCUUAAUGGGCUUUAUUUUUACCAUAAUGUUUUUUUUAAACUACGGUAUGUUAUGAAUAUUAUAGGUACAGGUAUCAAAUUUUAUCCAUGUACCAGUACAUAUUUGUUUUGGAAUUAUGCAUUUCUAAAAAGAUGUACAGUAAAACUUGGAUAUAUAGAAAAGUCCUGUGAAUUUAUUUAACUAUGUACAUAAUUUCUUAUACCAACAAAUUACAAAAAAUUUGCAAUAUACAUGUUUCCUUUAAGUAUGACUACUGAAUAUGUAUUAAAUUCAAGACUUACCCUGGAGUACAAAACUUUUCACAUGAAUAUAGGUAUAGGUAUAAAUAUUUAUGAAAAUAAUAUCAGUUCAGUAUUUUAAAUUUUGAGGUCUUAAAAAUUUGCUAAAAAGAUGUAAAUUUCAUUGUUUUUAACUUCUACAAGACAAAAAAUCAGUUUGCUAAAUCCGUAAAUUUGCUAUAUCAGAGUUCACUAUAACUGUAAAAUUUACAAAGAAUUCUUUAAAAAAAAUUUUGGGGAUUCAGAAAUAUUCACUUAAUCUGUAAUUUUGCUACAUCCAUGUUUGUAUUGAGGGAUUUUUACUGUACAUGAUAUUACACAUAUAAUGAAACAACUUGAAGUUGAUUAAAUUUGUUAAGUUUGUUAUGUUAAUGUAUACACUCAAAGUAAAAAUACAUGUGUACCUCAA